This is a messenger RNA of Stylonychia lemnae, 870 nucleotides long. NCBI's taxonomy places the organism in Eukaryota, Ciliophora, Spirotrichea, Sporadotrichida, Oxytrichidae. The record is from the annotation of a GenBank genome assembly.
AUGUCAAUUAAAAAGCUAAGUUAUUUCUUUAUAUUGAUUAAAUACUUGGACUUCAUGGAGAGAAUUCUAAAUAUAAAUGCUAUCUAAUAAGUUGCUUCCCACAGAAAAGUAUUUUUAAAGACAGUCUAACAAGCUUCUAAACCCUACUUCACAAAAAAUAAACCUUAGACAAGGAAAAAGGGGUAAUUUACUCAUUUUUUAUCCUUACCAAUGGCAACAGAAUCACUAGCAAAAGGACUAGAAAAGUGGAAAUAAGAAAUACUAGCUUAGAAGUAUGAAACUAUCUAUCCUAGGUUAUUUCAAGACCCUAAUAAAGCACAUUUCACUCUUUGCAUGCUAACUCUGCAAAGUGAAUAAGAAGUUGAGUUGGCUCGAGAAGCUAUGAGAUCAGUUGAGGAGUAUAUUCAAAAAUUAGUUGUAGGAAGGGGUUAAAAUGGUAAACUUUUUCUAGAGUUUGACAAUUUGGGCUAUUUUGGAAGUUUAGAAGAAACAAAUGUAAUUCAUUUUGAAUUGAAGGAGGAAGGAGAAUAAUUUGAAUUGCUAAAGGAUGUAAUACAUGUCCUGAUAAAAGCAAUGAUAGAUUAUAAAGUAAUUGAUAAAAGAGAUUUAUCUCAUAUCAGAUUCAACUCAAAAACUAAAAGAUUUGAGAAUGAGAAAUUGCAUUUGACACUAAUUAACUCUAGCUUUGGUAAGAAAGAAUUGAUGUAGAAUAAUAAUAGAUACACAUUUAUUGGAAGACCUAUUAUAGAAAAUCACAAGAGCUAAUUAAAGGCAAGUAGUGCGUCUCCUAAUUAGAUUUAAUUAUCAACGAGAUUUCACUAUGAUGACAAAACUGGCUUUUACCUUUCUUAAUACAAUAUUAAUAUUUGA